This is a messenger RNA of Zea mays, 1334 nucleotides long. Its product is annotated as zinc finger BED domain-containing protein DAYSLEEPER-like. The record is from RefSeq and is a predicted model, not a curated record. The transcript has 3 exons. Lineage: Eukaryota; Viridiplantae; Streptophyta; Magnoliopsida; Poales; Poaceae. Gene Ontology annotation, molecular function: DNA binding; protein dimerization activity. Bases 43 to 855 code for a protein of 270 amino acids.
AUUCAGUCAUGGAUUGACAGUGUGGAUCCUUUGCGAGUUUCAAUGGGCUUGAGAAUGAAAGAGAAAUAUGACAAGUAUUGGGGAGUUUGGAAUGAGCCACAACCACAACCAGAGAAGGAUAGAGGGAAAGGAAAGGGUAAGGAAAAGGAUAACAUUAAUCUAUUGAUUUUUGUGGCUGCAUUUCUUGAUCCAAGAUACAAGUUAUCUUUGUACCAUAAGAUUACCAUUGAAGAGAUCUUUGGUGAGGACAGAGGACAACUAGUAUGGUCUGCUAUUAAGACAUGUAUCCGAGAACUGUUUAAAGAAUAUAGAAAUAUUUAUGCACCAAUUGAAGAAACAACAGAUGAAACAGAUUCAACUCAAGCAAAAGGUGCUCCAGGAGGGAAGCUUAAACAAGUUAUUGCCAAGAAAAUGAAGCUGACUAAUAGUAGUAACAACACUACUAAAUCAGAACUUGACAAAUAUCUAUCUGAAGAUUGUGAAGACACAGAGAAAAAGAUCGAUGUUCUCAUUUGGUGGAAGGACAAUGCACAUAGAUUGCCGGUUUUGGCUCACAUGGCCCAAGAUAUCCUUGCUAUACCAAUAUCAACAGUAGCUUCAGAGUCCGUUUUCAGCACAAGUGGGCGUAUCUUGGAUGAUUUCCGUACUUCCCUUACUCCUUUCAUGUUGGAGGCCCUUGUAUGUACCCAAGAUUGGCUAAGAAGGUCUACUCCCAUUAACAUAGAAGAGAAUAUCGAGGAAUUGACUAUUAUAGAAAAAGAGCUAAUUGAAGAAUUUGGUAAUGGUGGCAAAGGAAAAAGAACCGAGGCUACUUCCACUUCCAAGUCUCCAGCAACACAUGAAAUGGCAGGAUAAGCCUUAUAUUCCUUGGCUGUGUGGAACUGUGGAUGGACUGGGUGGUGUACUGGUGUGGAUGGAGUAUGGACGUGUUGUGGGCUGAAGGCUGAAGCUGAAUGGUGGCUGCUGCCUGCUGGUGGGCGCCUGGGCGGUGGCUGCCUGCUGGCUGGUGCAGACGUGCAGUGCAGGCGUGCUGGCUGGGCGUGGCCUGGAGCCCUGGAGUCCUGGACAAUGUGCUUGACUGCUUGCUGGCUGGUCGCUGGUGCAAGCAUGUGAGAUGUGACUGUGUUUGUAGUGGCUGUGAUUGUGUGAUUGUAGUGUAGACUUGUAGUGGCUGCCUGGCUGGUUCCUGUUUUUUAAUUUACUAUUGACUAUUGUGGCUGUGUCUGUGUGACUAUUGUGGCUGUUUUUUAAUUUGUUAUUGUGGACUAGAGCAACUUAUUUGUGCGGUGGACUAGAGCAACUUAUUUGUGUGACUAUUUGUGCUGUUUUUUAAA